Messenger RNA from Nannospalax galili (Upper Galilee mountains blind mole rat), 2441 nucleotides. It is a transcript of the gene Nol9, whose product is annotated as nucleolar protein 9. Gene Ontology annotation, cellular component: nucleus. NCBI's taxonomy places the organism in Eukaryota, Metazoa, Chordata, Mammalia, Rodentia, Spalacidae. The record is from RefSeq and is a predicted model, not a curated record. The coding region runs from base 138 to 2261 and encodes 707 amino acids. Gene Ontology annotation, molecular function: polynucleotide 5'-hydroxyl-kinase activity. Gene Ontology annotation, biological process: cleavage in ITS2 between 5.8S rRNA and LSU-rRNA of tricistronic rRNA transcript (SSU-rRNA, 5.8S rRNA, LSU-rRNA). The transcript has 13 exons.
GCGGUCAGCAGAGGGCGCCCGGAGCGCCAGGCCACGCCUCCCGGGGCGGGGCAACGGUGUCUCCCGAGAUCCUCCGCGUCUCCCCAAAGCCGUCACAUCUCGCGAGAUCCUUCUGCGGGAGGCGACGCGGAGCGAGCAUGGCUGACGCGGAGGUGAUCCUCAGGCGGCCUCCGUGCCGCUCCCCCUCGUUGCUGGUCCGCAAGGCGCGGUCCCAGCUCCUCUUCAGCCGCCGAGCCCGUCGUCGGCUCGCGGCCCUGAGCCGGUGCGAGCGGCGGCGGCUGCGGCGGCGGCUGCUGCGGGCCCAGGCGGCCGGCGUUGACUGGAGGGCGGGCGUGAGCCUCAGCGCGCGCUCAGCUGCCGCCCGGGCACCCCGGGGGGACCCGGAGCCGCCCGAGAUCCCCGCCCGGGCCGCCGUUGCCGCCCCCGUCGGGCUCGCGCGCAGCGGGCUCGCGCGCAGCGGGCUUGCCCGCAGCGUUCCCGCCAACGUCCUCACCCAACCGGUGCGCGCGCUGGGCUCGGAUCGUGUGCUGGUGCUCCUGCCGGUUGAGGAGGAUUUUACUUUUAACGGAAUCUGCCGUGUGACCUGCCUCUAUGGCCAGGUGGAAGUAUUGGGUCAUAUCAUCAGCCAAGGCCAGCCUGCCCAAGAUGUCUUUUCUACCUAUACCCAUGCCUCCCUGACUAUCAGUGGAAUUCAGUACUCAAUGCCUGACAAAAGUGAAAAGGAGAUCAAAAGGGAAAUACGGGCUCUGCUCAAGCCACAUGUGAAGCUGGAUGACAGAUACUGGGCAAUAGAGCAUUUUACUCCUCUGUGUUCCAUUGUGAUGCUGGAAAAGCUGAGAACCUCCACUAUAAACUUCAUGAGCAGCUAUCCAGGCAUAACCUCUGUUUUCCUGCAAGAGAACCCUCCUUUGCGGAUUAAUUCUGAGUAUGUAAUUUUGAAGACUAUUGGCAUCAGAAGACAUAGGAGGAAAAGAGGCAUUUGUUUAAGUGAGAGUGCCCUUUCAGUACUGGAGGAGUUAGUCAAUGUUUGCUGUGAAGUAGAUGGCUGCCCUGUUAUCCUGGUUUGUGGAACUCAGGACAUUGGGAAGUCAACAUUCAAUAGAUACCUGAUUAACCAGCUGCUGAAUAGUAUUUCCUGUGUUGACUACAUGGAAUGUGAUCUGGGGCAGACAGAAUUCACUCCUCCUGGUUGUAUUUCUUUACUUAAUAUUACAGAACCAGUUUUGGGACCACCUUUCACCCAUCAGAGAACACCACAGAAGAUGGUGUAUUAUGGGAAGACUGCUUGUAAAAAUGACUGUGAGAAUUACAUUGAAAUAGUAAAAUAUGUGUUCAAAUCAUACAAGAGAGAGUCCCCACUUAUCAUCAACACAAUGGGCUGGGUGGUAGAUGACGGGCUCCUGCUUCUCAUUGACCUGAUCCGGCUGCUGUUGCCCAGCCAUGUCAUUCAGUUGAGCUCUACCCAGUGCAAAUCCAUGCCCAGCCUUACCCCAGAGUACGUUGAUGCCAUGGAUGGCUUGUACACAAAAAGCAAGAUCAAAAAGAGAUACCGAGGUUUUGAAAUUCCAGAGUUUGGAGACAAUUUGGAUUUAGAUGAAGACAAAGACUCCAGUGCACUUCACAUCUUUGCUGGACAUAAACUGAUGUGUGUUGAUUCAGAGUUUUCAAGUAGCAAAAAUUCAAGAAAUAGGGAAUCAUACAACAGAAUUUUUCGUGAGCUGACUGUGUUAAGUUACCUUAGCCAACUGAUGCCUCCACUGCCAAAGCCACUUAGUCCUUUGCACAGUCUGAUACCUUAUCAGGUCCCUUUCAAUGCAGUUGCACUCCGGGUUACUCACUCUGAUGUUGCUCCCACCCAUAUAUUGUAUGCUGUGAAUGCCAGCUGGGUUGGUCUUUGCAAGAUCGUGGAUGAUAUGAAAGGAUACAAGAGGGGUCCCAUCCUGUUGGCCCAGACCCCAAUCUGUGACUGUGUGGGCUUUGGAAUCUGUAGAGGCAUUGACAUGGAUAAGCAGCUUUACUACAUCCUUACCCCUGUGCCUCCAGAAGAGUUGAAAGCUGUAAACUGCCUGCUGAUCGGUACUGUUUCCAUUCCACAGUGUAUUUUUAAGAACCAGGAUGGGCUCGAAGGGACAAUUCCAUACGUCACCACAGAUUACAAUUUUAAUCUUCCUGGAGCAUCGGAGAAAAUUGGAGUAAGAGAAACUGAGGAAGCGCAUGAAAAGCCCUGCUUCAGAUACAGGUCGUAUCGGAAAGGAAAAUAAAGUUCAGUGCAGAGACUUAUAUGGAAACCUUGUCUCCCAGGCCUGGUAUCCAGAGGUUGGGGUUUCAUGUGCAGUGUAUAAAAGACAGUUAUAAGUUUGUUUUUUGACAGGGUCUCGAGUGUUAUUUAGCUCAGUUUCCCAGUUCCUUAACUGUUACAAUAAAGAUUCUUGUGCAGUGCA